This is a messenger RNA of Striga hermonthica, 230 nucleotides long. NCBI's taxonomy places the organism in Eukaryota, Viridiplantae, Streptophyta, Magnoliopsida, Lamiales, Orobanchaceae. The record is from the annotation of a GenBank genome assembly.
ACCACCAUCCUACAAAUACUUGCGAGUGUGGGGGUGUCUGGCAAAAGUGGCAAUACCUACGCCAAAGAAAAUAAAGAUUGGACCAAAAACUGUUGAUUGCGUAUUUAUUGGAUAUGCACACAACAGUAGUUCUUAUCGUUUUCUUGUACAUGAAUCCAAAAUUGAGGAAAUUCAUAAGAACACGAUACUUGAAUCUAGAAAUGCAUCAUUUUUUGAGCAUAUAUUUCCAC